This is a messenger RNA of Seriola dumerili (greater amberjack), 818 nucleotides long. RefSeq names its product ribonuclease P protein subunit p21-like (gene rpp21). Gene Ontology annotation, cellular component: nucleolar ribonuclease P complex. The record is from RefSeq and is a predicted model, not a curated record. NCBI's taxonomy places the organism in Eukaryota, Metazoa, Chordata, Actinopteri, Carangiformes, Carangidae. Gene Ontology annotation, biological process: tRNA processing. The transcript has 5 exons. Bases 101 to 589 code for a protein of 162 amino acids.
UGCAACGGUUGUUACCGGCGGAGCUCAGGCUGUAGCAGCUCAAAGUUUACUCGCAUCAAGACGGAGCUGAGAGUCUGUUUCUUUCUGACCUUUAUAUGUAAUGGCGCAAAACCUGAAAGACAAAGAAGCUUAUCAACGACUGAACUAUUUAUACCAGGCUGCACAUCAUGUUUUAUCUGAAAACCCAGAAAACGUCGAGCUGGCUCGUUUCUACUGCUUCACACAGAAGACCAUUGCAAGACGAUUAGUUCUCAGACAAGACCCAUCAGUGAAGAGAACAUUAUGCAAGAAGUGCUGCUCAUUGCUCAUCCCUGGUGUAACUGCUACAACAAGACAACGAAGAAAAAAGAGAAAGACUCGCUUCACUGUGGUGAGGUGUCUCAGCUGUGGGCAGAGCAAGGCGCUUCUGAAUAAUCCAGAUUAUUGUUUAUGGGCCGAUCGUCCCGAGGCACAGCUGGAGCAGCAGAAGCAACCAGAUCCAGGCCGCUCUGCUAAAAACCAGCCAAAACAGACCAAGGAAAAAGUUCCAGAACCUUGUGGGUCACGAUCCUGUAAACCCGGCGCCACACAGAGCACUGCCAGCACGUAGCAGCAGUCCCUGUCUUCUGACUGUGGAAGAUCUUUGACUUAUGUUUCUCUUUAGUUUAUUUUAUUUUUUGUAUGUAAUAUGUGCUGCUGUGUUGUGUCACAUAUAUGCAGAAUCAGAGGAAGUAGUAUGAUAUUAACUAAAUGCCAUUUCUUCACAUCUGUAUUUAAUUCUUUUCAUUUGGUUCAUUUAGUACAUUCUUGGCCUCUGAACAUUUUCAAUAAUCGUGUGU